Molecule: messenger RNA, 618 nt
Organism: Onychostoma macrolepis
Lineage: Eukaryota; Metazoa; Chordata; Actinopteri; Cypriniformes; Cyprinidae
Product: AT-rich interactive domain-containing protein 3B-like
Exons: 2
Coding region: 172-618 (148 amino acids)
Biological process (GO): regulation of transcription by RNA polymerase II
Cellular component (GO): nucleus
Molecular function (GO): DNA binding
Source: RefSeq, a predicted model, not a curated record
CAAUCCCUGUUUUUCUGGAAGGGGAGGGCGGCACAGAUGCAUAUGCACUUUUACUGCUACAGCUCUGUUUCCUCAGCUGGUUCCAUGUGAUCCAUCACACAAAAUAGCUAAACUCAGCUGUUCCUGUCUGUUCUGUCUCCUCCAGGUACUCCUGUGAAUCGAAUCCCCAUCAUGGCCAAGCAGGUGUUGGAUCUGUACAUGCUUUAUAAGCUGGUGACCGAGAAGGGAGGUCUGGUGGAGGUGAUAAACAAGAAGAUCUGGAGGGAGAUCACCAAAGGCCUAAACCUGCCCACCUCCAUCACCAGCGCCGCCUUCACGUUGCGCACACAGUAUAUGAAGUACCUGUACCCAUACGAAUGUGAGAAGAAGGGUCUGAGUUCCCCUGGAGAGCUGCAGGCGGCCAUUGACAGCAACCGCAGAGAGGGCCGCCGCCCCGGAUACAGCAACAGCCUGUACCGCUUCUCCCCUUCUCCCAGUGCCUCGGCCCCUCAUCUUCUCUCUCCUCCCAAAAUGCACCUGCCUGCCACGGGACAUAACGGACUGCAGGCCACCCCCAGUCCUUCCCUGAAGAAAGCCUCAGGUGUGCAGUCUUUUAACGAGAUUAUCGUUCUUGCUUGA